ACUUUUGUACUACUGGAUUUAACAACAUGAAUGAAUCAUUCGAAAUUAACUUGAGGGGAACUAAAUUCCUCUCCACGUCCCCCUUUGUCAGAGACUUGAUGCAUGCUCUUGUUAAGGCUGACCAGGCAGCUACUCACCCAAAUGGGGGCUUUUAUGUUGACAGAAACCCAAUGAUUUUUCACCACAUUUUGGAUUACCAUUCUGGAGGCGAAUUUCAUCUUCCAAAGAAUAUCUGUCCACUUCAAGCACGCAAAGAGAUAGAGUUUUGGAGAAUACCUUCUAAAGGCAUCCAUAAUUGCUGCUAUGAAUCUCUUUAUAAUGAAAACGAAUAUCAGUAUACCUCUAUUGAGAAUUUAGAGAGCGAUCUGAAAGUACAGACAAAUCGAUCGGUAUCGCCAAUGUUUGGUGAAAAAAAAGUCAAGAAUUGUUUAGGAAGACUCCGAUACAAGCUGUUGGAGGCAUAUUUGCAUCCCUUUACGACUUGGACUGGAAGGGUGUGGCUUUUUAUCUCAGCCUUGGUUACAAUUACUUCUGUCGUUGUGUACUUGCUUAACAGUGAUCAACACUUCCGAGUCUCCCGAGAGGGACUUCCGGUUCUCCCAUACAAUUUGACUUACAACAUGAUCGUGAAAAAUAAAAAGUAUCUCGUUUUCAUAACAACUACACGUGAAUAUGUUAAGAGUAUUCUUGAAUUUUUUACGAACACUUUCCUCCUGCUUGAGCUUUUGGUGAUAUUUGUUAUAACUCAUCAAAAAAGAAGAUUCUUACUCAGUCUCCAAAACAUUUUAAAUAUUGCUACGGGAUUGGCAGUGUAUGUGGCUUGGUACAUCGACGUCUACUCAAUUAGCACGUGGGAAAAUGAACAUUUAGAUAACUUUUUGAUUGCACUCGGAGUUUUUCAAAGUUUAAGAGUUAUUCGUUUCCUGCGAUUGGUUGAGUUCACUCCGGAAAUGAAGAUACUAAAACUUUCGCUACAUGAGAGUUGGCGAGAGUUUGUUUUGCUUCUAAUGGUAUUAACAGCUUUCUCCCUCAUCUUCGGAUCGAUAAUGUUUUGGGUGGAGCUAGAUAACCCCGACACGUUUCCCACCGUCUUUAUCAGUAUAUGGUGGGCGAUAAUAACCAUGACAACUGUAGGAUAUGGCGAUUUUUACCCUAAGACAGUGGAGGGAUACUGUGUUGCCAUUGUUGCAGCCAUUUUUGGUCUGCUACUUUUGGCAAUGCCUAUCACGAUAUUAGCCUCAAACUUCAAUACUUUUUAUAACUGCUACAAAUACAGAAAAAGACAUGUCCUUUCGAAAUAG
This is a messenger RNA of Saccostrea echinata, 1301 nucleotides long. RefSeq names its product potassium voltage-gated channel protein Shaw-like. The transcript has 2 exons. Lineage: Eukaryota; Metazoa; Mollusca; Bivalvia; Ostreida; Ostreidae. Gene Ontology annotation, molecular function: voltage-gated potassium channel activity. The coding region runs from base 27 to 1301 and encodes 424 amino acids. Gene Ontology annotation, biological process: protein homooligomerization; potassium ion transmembrane transport. Gene Ontology annotation, cellular component: voltage-gated potassium channel complex; membrane. The record is from RefSeq and is a predicted model, not a curated record.